This is a messenger RNA of Portunus trituberculatus (swimming crab), 883 nucleotides long. Its product is annotated as pro-resilin-like. The coding region runs from base 16 to 798 and encodes 260 amino acids. NCBI's taxonomy places the organism in Eukaryota, Metazoa, Arthropoda, Malacostraca, Decapoda, Portunidae. Gene Ontology annotation, cellular component: extracellular matrix. The transcript has 3 exons. The record is from RefSeq and is a predicted model, not a curated record.
GACGCCCUUAGCACCAUGCAACCACAGACUCUCCUGGUACUCCUCCUGACGACGGCCGCCCUCGCCCGCCCUGACUACGCCUACGACGCCCCGUCUUCACCUCCGGAUCUGUACGGCGUCCCUGCCUAUCCCACCACGCCCUCACCUCUGUACGGCGCACCUGUGCAUUCCACUACACCGUCACAUCUGUACGACACUCCUGCACACACCGCCACUCAGCGUCCUCUCCACCGGGCUUCAUCCCGGACCUCUUCCUCAUUCAACGCUGCCGCCCUCACCUCAUCCUCACCUGGCGCCGCCUCCUUCCCCUCCGCCUCUUCCAACACUGCUCCCUCACGCAGAUUCAGGCCAUCCCGCCCCUCCUCCUCCAGCAGCUCUCCCUCCCGGGCCUCCAGGCCGUCCCGUCCCUCCUCCUCCUCCUCCUCCCAGGACACCGGCUACUCCUACAAUGCCCCCUCAGAUGCCGGCUACUCCUACACGGAGCCCCGCCAGGGCCCCGCACAGUACGACACCCAGUAUGUCGUCAGUGACGCCGAGUUCGGCACCAACUUCGGGCAGCAGGAGAGCCGCGACGGGGACGAUGUGAGCGGCACCUACUACGUGCAGCUUCCCGACGGCCGCCUGCAGGUGGUCACCUACACCGUCAGCGCCGAGACCGGCUACGUGGCCGAGGUCACCUAUGAGGGGCAGACAACCACGGCGGCCCCGACCUACGCCGCCCCCCCUUCCACCUACGGCCAGCCCUCCUCAGACUACGGCGUCCCGUCCUCAGACUACGGCGUGCCCUCCUCGGGCUGAGACUCAACUAUUUAUUCAGGCAUGAACGGCGCCACUAUUUAUGUGUACAGUGUAUUAGUUCCUCAGUCCAUCGAAGAUAAUAAAG